GUGUUUUCGCUUGUUUCCCAGAUGGAAAGGAAUGAUAAAGUCGGGUUCGAUGUUCGUUCGACACCCAAUAAGGGUGUCGGAGUUUUCGCGACGCGUCACUUUGCACCAGGUGACUUGAUCAUCAACGAUUCCUGCCUGAUCUCAUCCAGAGGCUGUGAAAAAGGCUCCACAGAAGAACGAGGGCAAUGGGAAAAAAGACUGAAAUUCCAUCUCAAAUCCAGUGUCGAUAAUCUGAGCAGUGCUGAAGACAGACAGAAUUACCUUUGUCUUCGGGACAGAUGCGAAUUCAAAUACAGCGACGAGGCUGUGGAACUCGGAAUUUUGCAGGAAUACGGUCUACCUUUGGGCCAGAACUCGGAGCACUUCGGCUUCUUCCCGAAUGCUUGCAUGGUGAACCAUUCCUGCCGACCCUCAGGAAAUCACGUGUUCAACCCGGAAACCGGAAACGAGGAAAUCCGAGCUGUAACCCAAAUACUGCCGGGUGAUGAAAUCACCGUCUGCUACAUAAACAACGCCUGCUUCGCGAAAACAACGUCGGAGAGACGAAAUGAAAUCGGCGAACGCUUCGGAUUCACUUGUCGAUGUUGCGCGUGUGAGAGUUCGGAUCCGGGUUCGGAGAGGCGUAGAGCAGAAAUCGCCGGGUUGUUGCGCGACAUCCCACGGAUGCGACCGGAAACUGCACUCUUUGCUUUCCAGGCUGUGAUGCAAGUAUUGGACGAAGAAGGAUUCGUGGUUGCAAAAGGCCCUCUUGCAGAACAAGCCCUUCAAAUAGCUCUGGAAAACUUCAAAUACGACGAAGCCUUGACCUGGGCAGAAUUUGCCCUGAAACAAUUCAUCAUCGCAUUUGGCGAAGCAUCGGAACCUGCCAUGAAGCUCAAAAACGUCAUUAAGGAGCUGGGAUGUCAUUAAUCCAUUCAUCAUCAUGCUCCAUCAUUCACAAAUGCAGUAUUUUAUGAAUGUUGAGAAUUCGAAUAUAGAUAUGUGAAGUAUGUGGAAUUGGAAGGUGAUCAAGAAAGCAUAGGAAAAUUUUUGUUUUUCACAGCCAGCAAAUAAAUGUACCGAAAAAUGAAAGAAA
Notodromas monacha is the source of this 1075-nucleotide messenger RNA. The record is from the annotation of a GenBank genome assembly. Lineage: Eukaryota; Metazoa; Arthropoda; Ostracoda; Podocopida; Cyprididae.